Molecule: messenger RNA, 10960 nt
Organism: Amoebophrya sp. A120
Lineage: Eukaryota; Dinophyceae; Syndiniales; Amoebophryaceae
Source: the annotation of a GenBank genome assembly
CCCAAUUACUGGAAACCCAAGAACGAACUCUUCUGCCAAAAGGUCACUGUAGUAGAUCUCCUGUGGUGUGCGAUUUUUUUAAAGGACAUGUGGAGGUGGACUCUUGCUAGCGCUUCUUCUAUACGCUCCUGUGAACGUUGUGUUUUCACUUCGCAUUCCCGCAUCCGCUCCAGAACAGCCACCACCUACUAGAAAAUGAGUGGCCGCAGCAUGCAAGACAGUGGUCGUCACCGUGUAGAUGACGACCCAGGUGUUCCCCAGGUUGGCAUCUCGGUCGCCGGGCGCCGUGCCAGCACGGAGCGGCCGAAGCGGACAAGCGUGACUUCAUCCCUCUUGCCGGCGAGGACCUCCGUCGGCUUGUUGCACGUAGGCGGAACAGGCGCAGGACCCACUGCUCCACAGUCCGCUUCUUCCAGUGCGACGUCAAGUAGCAGCACUGCGUGGAAUUUUCCGGUUGGCAAGUAUGUCGUUCAGCACAUGGAGCCAGCCACGAUUGCCAGUGGUCCCGUGCAAAGUAGGGACAGCAGGCCGCCUCCACAAAUCAAAAUCGUGAAGCAGCAGAUCCGAUUGGAAACGCCACAACUCACGGUCGCGGGCGCGUUGCCAGUAUCGAUGCGGACGCCCUCGUCUGCGUCAUCAGCAUCCUCUGCGAGGCCGCCGACCUCAGCAGACAAGCCCCCAGACAAUGUGGGCCAGAAAAAUGCUGGUGCGCAGCAGCAAAAUUCUCGGCUCACAGGAGGUGCACCACCACCUGCUGCAAAACACAUCGCAACGAGCCCACUCCGGUCGCGUGACAUCAUGAAUGAGCGCAUGCGAUCGCCAAUGCGGUCACCGAUCUCCCUUCGAUCUCCGGUUCUCGGCGGCGGAGCGAGAGCGGGAGCGACAAGAAGUGGCACAACUACCGGGAUAAACCAGAAAAUGCAGCAGAGCAAAAGUCAACAGAUGCUUUAUUUGGGAGCGAACGCUAGAAGAACCUCUGCUGGACCCGCUGCGAAUCAGUUUUCGUUUCCGAGCUCUGCCUCAUCGUCGUCCAGUGCGUCUUCGGUCACCACCAAUAACGAUGCCAUUGCGUCAAUAGCUCGUGUCGCCAGGCAUUCUGAUUCCUCCGACACACUGCCGCAGAGGCCGGCAAAUAUCGGUGCCAAGAAGAUUGACUCUCGCCCAACUACGACGAAUCAUGCGCAGCAAGCAACUGCCGGCACAAGCAACACGACGAACUUUGUGCGGUCGGAGAGGUUCAUCGCGACUCAAACAGCAUCGGCGUCCUCAAGCAGCUUCAAUCCGAAGCAAACAUUCAACAACUUGAAGAGGCCAAGCGUGUUCCUGUUCGCGGAGGAGGCCAGUGGUGCAAAAGGAAAUUCGGCUGGAGAUCAGGUGCCCGGGCAACAAGAUACAGCUGCGAAUAAGAAGGCGAAAGUCGAUGGAACAGCGCCCGUCCCUGCGCUGGACCUGCGAGGGUUGCACGGGAAUCGGCCCCCAGAUCCAAACGUCAUGCAGAUGAACGUCGCAGAAACGAGCGCACCGCCUUCGGCGAAAACCGGACCAGCACCUGUUGCUGCUACCACAUCCUCAAUGUUAGGUAACUUUUUCUCGAGCACGACUCCCGCUGCAGCGGCAAGUACUAGUGUACAGUUUGUCACCACAUCAAGUUACGGUGGCGCAGCUGCGGCAAGUAGUGCUCAGCCAGCAGAAGCCGGAGAGCACGUGAACCCCGGUGCGUGGGCAGCCGGAUUAAGUCUUUUCGGCGCCGUGCGACGAAACACACAGGAGCACCACUACCACCACCAUGGGCCGGACUUGCUGGAUCUCCACACCUACACCGACCAAUUGAGGAACAAAUUUAAGCAGGUGGAACUGCGUGUGCACCCGGGGAUCAGACAGAACCAAACUGGACAGAGUGCGGGCGUUGGAGCAGCGGUAGGAAGUUACGGGUACGGCACCUCCAACAUGCCGUUUGCCGGCUACCAUCCUGGUGGGCCACCACCUGGAAAUAAUACAGCUAGCGCAGGAAGUAGUGCUGGUGCUUUCAACAAUAACAAAAGGCGCAACGAAGAGAGCGAGGAGGAGGAAAUAGCACUGUCCUCAUCCGUUUUCGGAAGGGAUUUUCACAUUGGCGCAACGGCGCAAAAUCAAGGCCAGCCCGAUAGAGCGGAUUCUGCUUACUCCUACAGCAAAUCGCCGUCGAAGCAAAAAUUCGGUCUGACCAAGUCUUCCGCGGCGUCGAUAGCGACGAGACAGCGGACGCACAGCCCGGACGUCGCGGCGGGAACAACGGGGCCACGAAGCGCGAUGAAGAAUUUUACGCAAUACGGCGGGUCGUCCUCGUCUACGUCUAUGGCGGGGCCCGCACCGAGCUACGGGCCUCUGAUUCAAGCUCCGCCAUCCCAGAAGUUGAUGCAUUUCUCGCCGGCUUUUCGGGGCGGGCCCCCGGCGCCAACCCUUUCUGCCGCGAAGGACGGACCCUUUGUCGGGCCGGGGAAGUACGAUAGUUUUUUUCCUCUUUUGUUGGUCCCUCGUCCAGACCGAGUUUCGAUUUCGUAGCAUUGAUCUUCUCUUGCUCUUGCAUCCAUCAUGUGGAUCAGGUUCUCGAAUAUGUUUGUAGUACUACUCUGGCAUGUAGAUGUACGAUCGCAGAAACAUUCAUUUCAGGUUUGGCUGGCCUGCAACUGACCCGACUCUCGGCAUGGGUGUCAUCCGCAAGAAAAACACUCACCACGGCAUCGACUCGCACGCCAUAACCGGAAAGUCGGAUUCCGCAGGUGGUGGCGCUGCGAAUGAGGAUGACAAUCGAUCACUCUCCGCGCGGAACAGGGCGAGGAAACGCAGGAUGAAGGCAGACUACGUGAAGCACGAGAAGAAGAUCAGCGAGCACUCGAUCACCCAGAUCCUCUCCUUCACGACCAGUUUCACCCGGGAGAUGGUGGAGGCCAUCGUCGCGCUCUCCUCCCUGGAGGAUGAGCGCGAAAUCGCGUCCCUCAUGCUAGAGCUCGACACUUUUGCGCACGUCGAGAACGUUGAUUUGUUAAAAGACGUGAACGGCGCGCAAAUGGAGGACCUCGUCGCCAGCUUGGAGAUCUACAGCAGCGUCCGAGCACGGGAAACGUGGAAGCCGCAGUUCGACUGUUUGCGUCUCCCGGACGGGCGGAAAAUCGCGUGGCCGGACCAGUCCGCGUUGGAGUUCGAAAAUCCGGGUGAAGAAGAGUGGCUGAAGCAACAGCUGUACGGAACGAAAAGGCAGCGCGCCACGGCGAAGCUGAAGCGCUUAUUGCGAAUUUGGGUCUUUCGAUCGAGAUUAGGGAAUUACGUUUCCGGCAUGAAAGACUGGCCGACGGCAUUGCAGCAACAGAUCAUCGCCGACCGAAGGGAACGAGCGGCCAGGGUGAUUCAAAGAAAACUUCGGGUGAGGAACAUGCAUCGAUUGAUGAGAAAAGUAGUAGCGGGGGAAAUUAAAUUACGGAAAUUGGUGAAAGAGCAAAGAGAAGUUGACAUUUUCCACCACGAGACGGCAAUGGCGAUCAAGGUGCAGCGACGCUUCCGCGGCAGGAAGAUGCGCGCGAAGUUGAUGCAAGCCCUUUGGGGCGCGCUCGACAUUGAGGAGGAACUUCACAAGCAGCGGGCGAAAGAAGACAAAGAGGAGAGGGACGCGCUGGAAAAGCAAGCCUCCACCUUGAUCCAAAAGUGGUGGAAAACCCGGCACAUGCGGUGGCUUUUCAAGAAGGUCGUCGAUGGCGCGGUGGAUUUCAACCGGUUGAUAAAGCGCAGGAUCGCCGAGGAGGAGCGGCUGGCCAGACUAGAACAACGACGGGUCGCGGCCUGCCGGAUCCAGAAGAUGUGGCAUUCUUGGACGCGGAUCGUGAAGUGGCGCUGGCUGAUUGACGCGAUGCACUUGGAGGCGCGGAGGCAAAAGGCGGAGCGGAUCAGGAAAGCGCACGAAGCGAAGUGCAGACGGGCGUGCAACAAGAUCGGGUUCUCCUACAAGGCGAUCAAGUUCCGACGCGCGAUCGAAAAAAUGAUGUUGGAAUUAAGGAAAAAGCGCGCGGUAUCCUGUGUAAAAACAUCCCCACACCAUAGUGAAGAUGAGAAGUCUGCAACACAAAUCCCAAAGUUUUGGGAGUUCUGCAUGACAAAUCUGGCCCCGUAGUGCAAUCCUGUUUAGCUAGUUAAGCAGCAUCACAGAUGUAGCACAUCAUGCCGAUUGGAGCAUGACAAAUUGCCAAACUGAACUAAAAAAUGCCUGUCAUGGGGCUCCGCAUGAGAAGCAUUUUUACCGUGCAGAUUUGCAUGACAAGAACUCUGGGGUGGGGACGUUUUUACAUAGGAUAUGCGGCCAGAAAAUUCAUCAGAGCGGUGCGCGCGGCGAGAUUCCGACGGGAAGUCUACGUCUUCCUCGACAUCAUGAAGCGGCAGCGAAUGGCGAGAAGGCUAGUCCGGUCCUACCGCGCGGCGAAGUGGCGCGAGGCGCUGAAGGGGAUUCUCGUGAAAGUCCGGAUUCAAAUGGCCGAAGAGCGGGCGAGACUCGAAGAGGCAAAAGUCCGGAAAGUGCAGGCAAUGUGGAACACGGCGAAGCUGCGGAAGAAGUUACUGCAGGCAAUGUACGGCGAGUUCGACUUGCGGGAAAAAGUGUACGAGCAAAGAAGGCUAGAAGCGGUGCAGAAAGUCCAGCGGUCGUGGCGCUGCAGGGUCUUUGUCCGACACAUCAAAGCGGCGUGCCGGCCCUGGUGGACGAAAAAGAAAAUCCCGUUAAAAGACGUGGUGAACAACUACAUUUUGAAACAGGCCUGCAUCAAGGUACAACGGCGCUACCGGCACAACAAAUUUCGCGAAAUGAUGCGGAAAAUCGUGUCCGGUGCGGUCGAUUUGUCGAAGAUAUUGGAGAAGCAAAGGAUCGAAGAUGAAAAACGGGAGUUAGCAGAGAAACAACUGAAGUACGCGACGAUGCUGCAAAGGCAGUUUCGCAGUCAGAAGAUGCGGAAACUCCUUCGUCAGGCGAUUUGGGGCGUUGUCGAUCUGCAGCAGCUCGUCGAGCACCAGUACGAAACCGAGGCGCAGCGGGAACGCGCGAAACUGCAGGACAAGAUGGCCCGGAAAAUCCAGUUUAGCUUUCGUGCGUCCCGAACUCGGUACAUUAUCCGCAUCGCGAUCCGAAAGUAUCCUGAGUAAAAACGUCCCCACACCAGAGUUGUAAUGCAGAUUUGCAAAGACAGGAAGACUUGUAAUGCGCAUCCCCAUGAGAGCCAUUUCCAAUCGUGUUUUGGAAUUUGUGAUGCUGUGAACAGGAUGAGCAGAUGAAUCUGUGACGCGGCUGCACUUGCUAACCUGCACUACACUGCAGAGUGCAACUUGUCAUGCGUGACUCACAAAACUCCUAGGCUUGUGUUGCAAAAUCCCCAUCCUGACUCUGGUGUGGGUACGUUUUUACUCAGGAUAGGAAGGAGGUCAACAUCAAAGAGUUAGUCCGUCACCAACGGCGCGUCGACGCGGUACGGCUGUUGGAGCACCGCUGGAAGGUUGGGAAAAUACGAAAAGCCCUGGUCGCGGCGGUAAUCGACGGUCGCGCGCUGGUUAAAAGAGUGCGGGCGGAGAGAAGGAAAGAAGCAAAAGCCGAGGCGGAUGCGCGGGCAGCGAUCCUGAUGGCCAAAGAGAAAGAAGAAAAGGUUGCAGCGGUCAACAAAUUACAGCUCGCAGUAAGGAAGAUGCGUUCCCGGGAAAGACUGCGACAAGUAUUCGAAUCCGCCGGAGACUGGCUGAAGCAGCUGAAACAAGAGGCCGAGGAGGAGGAGAGGAAAAAGAUGACCAUUGCCGCGGUGAAAGUGCAACGCGCGAUUCGGAGACGGCGAACCAGGACUUUGCUCCGCAGCGUCGUUUCUGGGGCGGUCGACCUAUCAAAACUACUGGAGCAACAGCGGCUGGACGACAUCGCGAAUGAGAAGCGCGCGGAGGAAUUGCGGCACGAGUACGCGGGGAAGUUGCAGAACAAGUUCCGUGCACAGAAACUGCGCGGAUACGUGAGCAUGGCGAUCCACGGCGAGAUUGACAUCAAGAAACUCGUCGCAAAGCAGCACUGGAAGGAAACGGCGAAAAAAAUCCAAAAUUGGUUCCGCGCGAGACGGACAAUAAGGAUUUUGCAGCAGUUAGUGAACAAAGAGAUCAACGCGAAGGAACUCGUCCGACACCAGUUUGAAGCGGAUGCGGCAGUGAAAUUACAGAAAAGCUGGAAGGCAAACAAGAUCCGCAGGGCGCUCCGGAGAUUGAGCAAGAAGGGUGCGAAUUUGGCGAAACGAGUUCGGGCGGAACGACGGAAGGAAGCGAAGGCGGAAGCUGAAAAGAAGGCAGCGGAAUUGAAAGCUGCGAUGGACGCAGCGCGAGAAGAGGGCGCGAACAAACUGCAGAAAUCGUGGCGAAAGAUCCAGAUGCGGACGAAGUUGAAGGAAGUGUUCACCAAAGGCGGCACGUAUUUGAAGGAGCUGCAAAUUUUGCAGAUGGAGGAAGAGAGAAAAGAGAGGAUCCGGCUCGAGCAUACCUCGGCGGUGAAAUUGCAGAAGGCACACAGGAACAGCCAGACGCGAAAAAUCGUCUCCGGCGCAGUCUUCAUGUCCUGGCUGGUUGCCGCGAACAUUGCGCACGACGAGCGGGUAGCGCGGGACAAGUUGGAAAACAAAGCGGCAAAGAGUAUCCAGAAAUCUUGGCGGGCCAGGAAACUGAAGAAAACCAUCCGGAGUUCGGUUUUCGGCAAGAAGAAAUUCGCGCACACCGUCAUGACGCAGAAGGCCGUCGACGCCCAGCGUGCGUGGCGGCAGAAACAGGACGACAUGGCACGAAAAUUGCAGAGGCAGUGGAAGGCGAGGCAGGUCCGGUUUGCGGUGAAGAAAUCAGCGUCCGGUGCUAUUCCGAUGAAAUUCCGGGUCGGCAACCAAAAGGCGAAAGAGGAGAAGGCGGAGCAGAUUGCACGAGAACGGGCGAAAAGGAAGCUGGAACGGGAGAAAGCGACGAAAUUGCAGAAGUGGUACCGUCGGACGAGGCUACGGCUAAACAUGCGGGAACUCGUCCUGCGCGCGCUGGAAAAACAGAGACAAGAAGAGGCCUUUGCGAUCAAGUUUGCAGCGGAAACAAAAGCGGUUUUGUUCGUCCAGAAAUGGUGGCGCGGCAGGAAACUGCGGGAGACUCUCCGGCAGUUCUUCCUCGGUGCGACGGAUUGGAUGUUGACGGUCAGAAGGUUGAAGGCGAAGGAAGAAGCGUUGGAGCAACAAAACGCGGAACGAGAGGCGGGUAUCACCAUUGUCCGGUGCAUCCGGAAGCUGAAACUGAGAAACGCGUUGAUCUCCAUCGUGCAGGGCGCAGUCGAGUGGCUCCCCAAACUCGAGGCCGCGCAGGCGGAGGAGGAGAGGAUCGAGCGAGAACGCAUCGAGCGCGAAGCUCGGGAGGAGGCGGAGAGGAUCGCGGAGGAGGAGGCACGGGAAAAGCGCAGGAAGGAACAGGAGACGCGGGACAAGAUUCUGAACGAAUCGAAAGAGAACGUGAAACUCCUGUCCCUCGCGAUCGCCAACGCGUUCCGAAAAUCCACGGAAAAAAUAGUCAUCGAGGAGAACGAAGCGCGAAUCCAGCGGGAAAGGAAAGAAGCAGAAAUCGAGGUGGAAAGGCAAGCGCGGCUCGCGAAAAAGGAGGCCGAUCGCCGGGCCGCGGCGAUCGCGAUUCAGAAAAACGUAUCCUGAGUAAAAACGUCCCCACACCAUAGUCAAGAUGGGGAAUCGGCUAGACAAAUCCACAAGUUUUGGCUGUUUCGCAUGACAAAUUUGGAUUCGUAGUGUAGUGCUGUUUGAUGUAGUUCAGUAGCAUCACAGAUCUAGUAUACCAUGCUGCUUGGAGCAUGACAAAUUCCACAACACGACUAGAAAAUGCUUCUCAUGGGGCUCCGCAUUAGAAACCUUUUCAGCAUGCAGACUUGCAUUACAACUAUGGUGUGGGGACAUUUUUGAAUACGAUAAAACGCCCGGGGGAAGAUGAGCCGGCAGGAAGCGCUGGCGAUCGCUAUCAAAUGUAAAAAUGUCUGGGUCUGGAAGAAUGCAACUUGUGAUGCUGCAUUUGGAUUCCAAAAAAAUCUGUAUUGCAUGAGUACCAAGGGGAAUGCAAUUUUUGCUACGCUGAGAAGGCAUCUGUCAUGCGGAAUACGCAUCAAGAAGCCCUGAAAAAAUCUGUAUUGCUAGGGUAUGCAUCACAGACAUCAUAGCUCACGCAAAGCGUGCAUGACAAGUGUCACAAUCUUCCAGACCCAGACACUUUUGCAUUUGAUAAUCGCGCAGAAGCGACAAGAUGAGGAGGAAGCGCGGAUCGCGCUGCAUAAAGAAGCCGAAGCAGUUUUUACCGCGAAAGACUUGUUCGAAGCCGCGGUGGAGGAACAAAUCGAGCUCGUGGCAGAGAAGCAACUCAUAGAAAGCAGAAUCGCCCUGCAAAAGCACCGCGAUAUGGCGUCGGACAGAAUCAUGAUGGCCUACCACGCGCAGCGGAAACUCGAGGCAUUACGCGAGCAGGAGGAACGGCAGAAACGCGCGAAAGACCGGCACACCAGGCGGAGCAAGGAGUUUGCGAGAGAGAAAAGCGUCUAUCACGAGGAGGACGAUUUGCCGAGGCCAUUGCCGGUCGCAGAGGACGUUUUUACCCGGGGUCCUUCAAAGGAGUCUGCUCUCUCCAUCACGGAACGGCGGGAGAGCGCGUUUUCCGGUGAUGCAAGGUUAGACAGAGCCGUGAAGACGACGACAGCCGAGGACGAGCUGAUCAAAGCCGCUAUCGAGCGCAAGCGCAAGCUCCGGUCCAAAGUUGACGCGGCUAUGCAGGAUGUGACACUGGAGCCCUUGCGGCGGAAAAUCAAACUGCUGUUGCAGUCCGCGCAUCGAGGACAACCCGUCACGGAUGCGGAUGUCACGAAUGUGUUAGGAGAUGUCGUGAAGAAAAAGUACUGUUUGAGUUUCUUUUUUGCUUUACGCCUUCCCUUUCGUAAUACGGUCUACACCAUGAAAUAAAUCAAACUGCGCGACACCAUAGUCGUACUUGCCUGUAGAUCAUGCCAAACCCACCAAAAACCAGACUCGACGCGGCCGUCGAACGCAGCAACGACGACGUUCGGCAGAUCGAAAAGGCCUUCCUUGGCGUUCGCGAUGGGAAUGACCUCGACACCAUCGAAGAAUCUCUGGACGAUCUGGAGGGAGCGUUCGAGAGACUCAUGACCAUUCAGGACCAGGACCCGAGGGACGUCAACGCGAACUUCUUUCUGCCAGAGGACUUGGCGCCGGAAGUGCGAUUGACAGUACUCCUUAGCACGACCACGACUAGAACUGCUCGGACGCUUUUUAACUUAGCCUGAGCUUACUCGUCCUGCUUUCCUUUUGAUGCAAAAUGGUUAUGUCGUAUCAACUUUUUCUUUUUAUCAAUAGGAGGAUCUCGUAUACCUGCAGUGCCCUUGGGUACAGCGGUCAGGCUUAGGCCGGUUAUUAGCUAGUCCUGUUCGACACCAGGCGACCACCGGAGGAGAAGGGGUGGCCAGGUGGUUGGUCGAAGGUUAGGACGUGGGCCACGGAUGAGGAGGUAGUGGCACUAGUCCUUGAAUGCUUGCGGCAAGAGGAGGCGCCAAAGGCAAACUCCCACUAGGUGGCCGGUCACUGCUAAAACGGGCGGUGAAACGUCACCCGGUGUGCAGAUAAGAUUCUUCUUGUCUGCAGAUACUCUUACCUUCAGGAUUGCUCAAUACUAUGCGAGAGGAUUUUUCCCGCUCACCUUAAGAAGCGCACACGUCAUUCUUUUUAUCAUAUCAACUAGUACUUACCCCAAAUUAAUAUGAACCGACAAUUCCAGCUUCCCAUCGUCCCUGGCACCCCGGUUCCUGGCGCGCGGUACCGCGACACCACCAAACCUGCUAGGGCCAGUUCCAAGAACGCUAUUCAAAUGCGGCUUGCUCACGAAGUCCUCAACGAAAAAGCCGGCUACAAAAAGCCGGAGAACAAAACGGGUGAUCUGAUCGGUAAAACAAAAACUGAUUUAGGUUUUUGCGAUAGUACUCGAAAUUUCAUCACGCUUUGAGCUUUGUACGAAGUUCUUCUUCCUCUUGCCGGAGCGCAUGCUCUCAAAAUCAAAAAACCCCUUGCACAAGUAGAUCACUCAUCACAUAACGCUACCAACUUCUUACUUUAGGUGUCCGAGAAACCAAAUCCGCCGCGGCUGCAGAGCUGAUGCAGAAGCUUGUGAGCAAGCUGGAAGUUCCGCUCAAGGUCGACUUCGCACGGUACAAGAAAAAAGACAUCGCCGAUGGUGUGACGCAAGCAUCUGAGUUGCUGAGAUUGAACAUUUACGCGCUACGCCGACUGGAGCACGAGCAAAGCCUCAAAAAUGACAAGGGAACGUGAAGAAGGUGGCACUUUUCCCGGUUUGGUAAGCAAGUACUUACCUAAAACAAGACCCACAUCUCAAGUCUGCAGCAGAGCGCUGUCAAAUAAUAUGAACUGAACAAUUCAUUUUUUUCUUAUUUCAUCUAACCCAAUUGGUGACCCCAAAAACUUAGAAGAAAGAAUUUCUGUUUCAAAUUCAAUGUGAUUUCGAAGGUAAACAGCACCUAAAAAAACCUUUCCCGUUCCAAGAAAACUAGAAACAAAUGCCGCGAGAGAAAGAGAGUGAGUGUGCAUAUAAUGUGACAAUGAAUGCGCCCACCGGUAGCUGGUUUCUUUGCGAGGUGACCAGUAAGCGAGCGCUUGACCAGGCGUCGUUGCAGCGAGCGACAACUACUUUGUAUAAUCUUCCAGUAAGGAAACUGAAACACAGAACGCAGAAGAACUUAACAAGAACUUGUCCAACCUGAACCUGUAUGAACAACUGUAAAAUCCACCUCGAAGCAGAAGAUCUACUACUUGUGGCAGCGCUCCUCCUGACAGACUUGCUAAGCGUGGCGAGCCCUUCACGAUAGCGGCGUGCGUAAAAA